UUUACGAACACACAUAUUUAUACAGGGUUUGCGCAAGGCAGCUCACCGUAAAACAGACCAUCACACACAGUACAUUCCCCUUGCGUGUCUACGUGUAUUUCUCUUAUCGGAGCAUUUAAGAGCAAAUUCUUGAUCUGCGUCAUUUGAUAUUCCAUUUUUCUGCAUUUAGUAUUCGAAUCUCGACUGAUGUUACAUAGUUUAUCAUUUUACCUCGAGGCAUCACACAUGUAAGUGAAGAUUGAUGUGUCUUUUCGUUGAUCAAUGUCAAUCACGUUGUUAUCGCUGUAUUCCGCAUACGUUUGCACUUUGCUUGGUAAAACAAUUCGUUUUAAUAGGAAAUAAUUACUAUCAAGACAAUUUUCGUUUAGCGCCAAGGUCAGUGCCAUACGCAACUUUAGACGAAAAGUGUUCGGGAAUUUUGAUGACAGCUUUGUUGACUUUCCGGAUGUGUACGUCCCCUUUCAUCGCGUAAUCAUCAAGAUAUCAGUCUAUCAGUUUUUCAUCGCUUUUCUACCUUGCUACUUGAAAGGAUAAUGACAACUGACAAUCACGUGGAGGCUGGUAAAAGGAACGAUGGCAGACAACAUAAAAAGCUAUUCUGACAUCUAAAAGUGCAUUAGUGACCGGGAAAGUAAUCUACAAAUCGCCUUUUAAUUGCCUUGAUAACGACCUGAAAAAGAAGGAAAACUUUUUAAAAGUUGGCGUUACCUUUGAGUCGAUGAGUGAAGUAGUUGUGGGCAAGACGGGUCGAAUCCAUUUUCAAAGCCACCUGCAUCUUGAACACCUAAAAAGAUGGCAACGUCUUCAAGGCCUAGACCUAGCAACUUGCAAUUGAAUGGGGGUGACCAAAUUGAUGUGGUUGGAACCCCUAAAAUCCAAUGGAGAUUUCAACCCAGGGGCUUCUGACCAAACCCUCAAUAUCGUUAGGAAUAGUAACGCGUCAUCAUCAUGUCUCGAUUCUCCAUCAUCAGCAAGUGGCCGACUGUCGCCCAGAACCAACAAUCGACCGCAAGCCUUGGCAAACCUACAAUCUAUGUGCUCACGUGCGUCUACGAAGCGCAAUGCAAAAUUCACAAAGGAUAGUUUUUGUGAAUUGUUCGCGAAAUAUGAGAUGCAUCAGCUGCUAUUCCAGCUGUUUGAUGACAAAUCAAAGGGAAGGCUAGUGCAGUCUCAUUUCGUCGAUUUCCUCAACGAAAAACUAGGGAAAGAAGGCCAGGAUUUCGUAAAUUUGGUUGAUACAUUGGCCUAUGUUAUAGCAGGGGAAGCCGAUUUGGAUUUACAGCUCUUUUCUCGGGUGUUCCAAACCCAAAAGGUACUUUCCAAACUUUUCAAAUUAAUCGAUGUUGGCCGAUCCGGAAGUGUUUCCGUUGAGUGCGUAGUUGUUUUCAUCAUGGAUUUGUCCCUGCCAAGGCAAAAAAAUAGAAAUCUCAGAAAAGUGAGAUUCGAAAGUAUCGAGGAACUGUUCAGCAAUGUUAGUGGCAGGACAGAGCUCACCAUUGAUGAAUUCAAAAAGUUAAUUCCAUCAAAAGACGCGUUCUUCGCUGAGCGUGUGUUCCACAUCUUGGAUAAAGACUGUUCCAAUGGCAUCUCCACAUCAGAAUUGAGACUAGGCCUAGAGCAGUUGUGCAGUCAAUCAGCCGAGGAUAGGGUCCGUUUCCUCUUCCAAAUCUACGAUCGAGAUGGCGACGGACUGAUCCAGCUUGCAGACUUGAAAGCAGUCUUGAAAGCUUGCACAGAAGAAAACAAAAUGACUUUUAGCGAAGAACAGCUCGAUCAGCUUGCUUUAGCCCUCUACGAAGACGCUGUAGACUCUGUGGAUAGCAAUACGCCCAGCGCUAGUAAUGGACUGGAGUUUGAGCAUCUAAAGGCUCAGUUAGACAAACAUCCUGGACUUAUAGACGAACUUUCUUUCAGCUUAGAGCGAUUUUUGCUGCCAUCUAGCACGAAAAAGAUCAGGAAAACGCGAUGGUCGUCCAAUGUAAUCUGGUCUUACAUUCGAAAUAAGGCUGCGUUUAUGUCAUUCCUCGGUGCAUACAUCUUCGUAAAUCUCGUAUUGUUUACCACUCGCGCCUUUAAGUACAGGAAUGAAAACCUUCCCUACAUGGUUGCAAGGGCUUGCGGCCAGGUGCUGAAUUUCAACUGCGCCUUCGUUGUCGUCCUCAUGUUGAACCAUUGUAUCACGUGGUUGAGGCAAACUAAGGUGGCCAUUUUUCUACCACUUGACCAGCAUGUUUACCUACACAAACUCUGCGGCUUUGUUAUAGUCUUAUUCAGUGGUUUGCACACUGUCAUGCAUCUCAUCAACUUUUCUUAUAAUGUGGCCGAUCAAGUAGUUUCACCUGUUACUAAUGAAACACACUCAGCUAAAGAGUGGUUAUUCACAAUGAUUCCUGGAUUGUAUGGCCUUAUCCCCGGUGUUGCUAAUCUCACCGGUUGGGGCUUAUUAAUAAUAUUAGCGAUAAUGAUUCCGUGCUCUCUGCCUUUCGUCCGCAAAACGGGUUUUUUCGAGUUAUUUUAUUGGACCCACUUCCUUCAUUAUCCAUUUUGGGUUUUGCUAAUCUUGCAUGGUCCUCAUUUUUGGUAUUGGUUUGUCGGUCCUGGCACACUUUUUAUCAUCCUAGAAAAAUUACGUCGUCAAAGAAGACGCAUGACGGGCAAGGGCAGGACAUUCAUCAACUACACGCUCCUGCUGCCGUCACGUGUCACUCAUCUAGUCUGCCGAAAGCCCCCAAACUUCAGGUUUCGUCCGGGUGAUUAUGUCUACCUCAACAUACCAGCAAUUGCCUCCUACGAAUGGCAUCCUUUUACAAUUAGCAGUGCUCCUGAACUUCCAGACGUUUUAUGGUUCCACAUCCGGGGUGUGGGCGGAUGGACAAAUAAGCUUUAUGAGUAUUUUAAACGAGAGCAAAUCAAGCAAGAAAAUUUUCAAUCAUCAUUCAGACCAGCUUUACCUUUGGUUUCUUCCUACCGUUCCGAGUUACAACCGAACCUGCAACCCAUAAUGGAUGAAUCGGUUAUAAAUAGCGCCGAACAAAAAUCUUCGCCCGAAUUUACGAGAACUCGGAUACCCUACAGUCCCCAAGUUUCAAUUCCACUGAGUGAAGUGAGCGCGAACGAGUCCGUUUUAGGAGCUCAGACUGUAAGACAUACAGGAUACCGAUACAUGCGACACCCACCAGAAGUGAUCAAUUUACCCGUUCCGGUUGAAGAUCCUCGUGAUACUGACCUUUCAAGUGCAGCGUGGAAAAAGUGGAGCAAGAAAAAGAAUCCUCGUGAUUCUUUCAGCACGGAAACGUUGCGAUCUAGAAGAGCAAAGUCUGAGAGAAAAGUCGAAGAAAAUGUGACCGAUAAUUCUAAACUUUUUAAUGCAAUUAAAUGUGAAAUAAACUACUAACUGGAUAUAAUUUAGGGAAAUCCAUCUACUGAAGAUUAUACAUCGAAUGGAUUAGCAGUCAGGGGUAAUGAUGCUCCUAACCCGCCGCAAACAACUGAAGGUGUAAGCAUUUACCAUCCGCUGGAGAUUACCAUUGAUGGACCUUAUGGAACUCCUUCUAGCCACAUUUUCCGCGCUCAGCAUGCCGUUCUUAUCGCAGCUGGCAUCGGAGUGACUCCGUACGCCAGUAUUCUGCAAUCGAUAAUGCACCGCUAUUAUGCCAGUUUACAGGUUUGCCCAAAUUGCAAAUAUUCAUGGGCGUCACGAAUGCCAGAUUCCAUAAUGAAUCUGAAAAAGGUUGACUUUUUCUGGAUUAAUCGUGAUCAGCGCAGUUUUGAAUGGUUCGUUCACAUGCUCUCACAAUUGGAAAUGGAACAAGCUGAAAUGGGCAGUGCUUUGGGCCGGUUCCUCGAUUUGCACAUGUACAUCACAAGCGCCCUGAAGAAGACUGAUCUAAAGGCCGUUGGACUACAAAUGGCCCUCGAGUUGCUGUACGCUAAGGAAAAGCGUGAUCUCGUGACAGGUCUGAAGACUCGAACGAAUUCCGGCAGACCAAACUGGGAUAAGGUAUUUCAAAAAUUAGUUGACGAAGACAAAGGAAAGGUAACCGUAUUUUACUGCGGCCCUUCCCAGUUGGCCAAAGAACUGAAGAAGAAAUGCAACAAGUUUGGCUUCAAUUUUCGCAAAGAAAUUUUCUAAUUUUGCAUAUCCUAAUCUGUACAGUUUUAUCCGCAAUAUAUCAUCAUCGAUAUCCUUA
Molecule: messenger RNA, 4190 nt
Organism: Daphnia magna
Lineage: Eukaryota; Metazoa; Arthropoda; Branchiopoda; Diplostraca; Daphniidae
Product: NADPH oxidase 5
Biological process (GO): superoxide anion generation; defense response
Cellular component (GO): NADPH oxidase complex; plasma membrane
Molecular function (GO): superoxide-generating NAD(P)H oxidase activity; calcium ion binding
Source: RefSeq, a predicted model, not a curated record